CCAAUAGCCCCUGCCUGAGCCAUGGAGAAGGAGCUGUUGGAUUUAAGCCUCACAUGGCCCUCUGGGUUACAAGGACUUUUGCAAGCAACAUUCUGCCCAGCAGACUCCGCAGCAGCCGACCAGACAGGACCAUGGCUUCAAUGCCGUCCUCGGGGGGCCCUAGCCUCGGGAUGACCUGCGUGUUCGUGCUGAUCUUUACAGCUCUCCUGCAGUCCCUCUGCAUGGCCGUGACUUACAUGUAUUUCAGCAACCAGCUGAAGCAGAUGCAGGACAAGUACUCCAAAAAUGGCAUUGCUUGUCUCUUAAAUGAAGAUGACAGCUCUUGGGACCCCAGUGAUGAAGAGAGUCUGAACAACGCCUGCUGGCAAGUAAAGUGGCAACUACGAAAGAUGAUUUUGAGAACCUAUGAGGAAACCAUUUCUACAGUUCCAGAAAAACAACACAUUGUUGCCAACCUACCAAGAGACCAAGUACCUCAGAGGGUAGCAGCUCACAUAACUGGGACCAGCCGAAAAAGAAGCCUAUUACCAACUCCAGGCUCCAAGACUGGAAAAGCUUUGGGCCAGAAAAUACACUCCUGGGAGUCAUCACGAAAAGGACAUUCAUUCUUGAAUAAUUUGCACCUGAGGAAUGGAGAGCUGGUUAUCCAACAAACAGGGCUUUAUUUCAUCUAUUCCCAAACAUACUUUCGCUUUCAGGAACCUGAGAACAUUUUGGAAACAGUUUCAAGAGAAGAGAACAGAAGGAAAAACAAACAAAUGGUACAAUAUAUUUACAAAGUCACAAGCUAUCCUGACCCAAUACUGCUGAUGAAAAGUGCUAGAAAUAGUUGUUGGUCUAAAGAUUCAGAAUAUGGACUCUAUUCUAUCUAUCAAGGUGGGAUGUUUGAGCUUAAAGAAAAUGACAAAAUUUUUGUAUCUGUAACUAAUGAGGCAAUGAUUGACAUGGACCAAGAAGCCAGUUUCUUCGGGGCCUUUUUAAUUGGCUAAAUGACCUGCAAAGAAAAAUACAGUACCCUCAAGGUGACUUUUCAA
Molecule: messenger RNA, 1034 nt
Organism: Hipposideros armiger (great roundleaf bat)
Lineage: Eukaryota; Metazoa; Chordata; Mammalia; Chiroptera; Hipposideridae
Gene: TNFSF10
Product: TNF superfamily member 10
Exons: 6
Coding region: 54-989 (311 amino acids)
Biological process (GO): immune response
Cellular component (GO): membrane
Molecular function (GO): tumor necrosis factor receptor binding
Source: RefSeq, a predicted model, not a curated record